Talaromyces stipitatus ATCC 10500 is the source of this 1209-nucleotide messenger RNA. RefSeq names its product GPI anchored cell wall protein, putative. NCBI's taxonomy places the organism in Eukaryota, Fungi, Ascomycota, Eurotiomycetes, Eurotiales, Trichocomaceae. The transcript is spliced from 3 exons. The record is from RefSeq and is a predicted model, not a curated record. The coding region runs from base 1 to 1209 and encodes 402 amino acids.
AUGAAAUCCUUUACUGUUGUUGCAGCACUUGCUGCUGGGGCCAAUGCUCUUGCUAUUCGUGAUGACACUUGUUGCUUUACCUUGACUGCAUCUGGCGGCACAUCCGGCACGGUUGGUCAGUUAGACGAUGGUCAGAACCGUAUCGGUGGUGGCUUGUCGCCAACCACAUUCUGUAUCACUCCCGGAGGCACCAUCACUGACAGCAGCGGGCGUGGGUGUAUUCUGACACCUCCUACAACCCAGUUGCAAUGUGACACGGGAGCUACUCCUGACUCAGGAUUCUCUAUCAACAGCUCUGGUGAGCUUACCUCUAAUGGUUCACCCGAUUUUGUUGCCUGUCAGACCGGUGAUCAUGGCGCAUUCAACAUCUACACCAACCCUCCACCAAGCGACGUGACAGGCUGUGUCCAUGUCAGUCUCACAGCCGAUCAAUGUGUGCCUUCCUCGUCGUCAACAAAGCCGACUACACCAGCGGCUUCUGCGUCACCGAUCUCCUCUGCAACUCCCCCUGUCGGUUCACCCGGCAGCGUUACUGGCAGUCCUCCUGCCAGUCCUCCUGGAAGUCCCUCUGGAAGCCCCUCUGGAGGCCCCACUGGAGGGCCUCCCGUCGUCGUGGUCACUGCAACAGAAACAGUGUGUGCUCCUGCCCCAACCAGCCCGGGAAAGCCGACUUCUCCUCCAAGCCAAACAAGCGGACCGUCACCACCAAGCGGUGGCACGCCAUGCAGCACCGAUCUCGUACAGGGUGGUUUCGAGUUUCCUCAUCUCAUUAUUCCCAUCGACUCGUCCUCCCCUGGCACGGCAGCUGGUACUCAAUAUAAUGCCAAAAUAACUUCUACCAUUUCCACCAUUUUCAACUUUGAUAUCCCAGCUUCCGAUGCCGGCAAGACCUGUUCUUUGGUCUUCCAUUUUCCUGAACAAAAGGAUCUACAAACUUCUUCGUUUACCUUUAGUGGUGAUGGUAAGGUGGACUUUGCGGAGCUUAGCUCCCUUGCAACAGAAUCUACAACAUUCAACAAUGCCCCUUCUGUCAAGACGGACUUCGGUGUGACAACCAUCGCCCCGGGACAUUCUUAUGUGAUUUCUACUUUCGCGUGCCCCUCAGGUCAGGCCAUAGCGUUUGAACUGAAAGAAGCCGGAACCACUGAUUUUAGUUUCUUCGAAGAUUUCAACCCCUCUCCGAUCGGCCUCUUCAUUACUACUUGCUGA